Messenger RNA from Diceros bicornis minor, 2313 nucleotides. RefSeq names its product chromosome 15 C3orf52 homolog (gene C15H3orf52). The record is from RefSeq and is a predicted model, not a curated record. The transcript has 6 exons. Lineage: Eukaryota; Metazoa; Chordata; Mammalia; Perissodactyla; Rhinocerotidae. Bases 73 to 828 code for a protein of 251 amino acids.
GCUCUGGACUCUGCACCCUCGGGUGUGUUCGUCCUGCUGCCCCCGGGCUGGUUAGUCCUCCUCUGCCCGUCCAUGGAAGGGGCCAGGCCCCCGUCGCCGGGAGAUGAGCUGGAGCUCUCUGUGCUCGAGGGGCUGCCGGACGAGCAGACGCCUCUCAAUGGAGCCGUCCAGGUGAUCCCUUCUUCAGCCGAGGAGCCCUACCCAGCCCAGGCUAACGAGGAAAGCUCUUGGAGCUCCUGUAAUAAGAAUGUGAUUGGAAAGUGCAAACUGUGGAUGGUCAUCACCUCUAUUUUCCUAAGUCUCAUUACUGUAGUCAUCAUAAGCUUAUGUCUUAUUGGAGUAACUUACGUCGAUGAAGAUGAAAAUGAAAUACUUGAAUUAUCAUCAAAUAAAACAUUCUUGGUCAUGCUAAAGAUUCCAGAGGACUGUAUUACUGAAGAGGAAUUGCCUCAUUUGCUCACGAAAAGGCUCACAGACGUGUACAGUUCAUCCCCAUCUCUGAGUCGUUAUUUUACUUCGGUGGAAAUAGUUGACUGCAGCCGUGAAAAUGCCACGAUAACCUACCACCUGCAGUUUGGGGUUCCAUCGGAAGAUGACGGUUUCAUGAAGUAUAUGAUGUGCGAGGAGCUGCUGCGGGGCGUUUUGCUGCAGGAUUUCCACGAUCAGCACGUGUCUGGUUGUGAGACUCUGGGGCUCGAUCCAGCGUCCCUCUGGUUCUACGAAUGGAGUGGUGGAGGUUGGUCUGUGUCUGAAAGCAGUGCUCCACUGAAUUUUGAGAUGCAGAGUAUUCAUUCUGUUUUAUGGAAAAGAUCCGGUGAAUUAACGUAGGAUUCGCAAUGACCAGAGGGGUGGAGAUGGUCCUGUUUCUGCAGUUAACAGCGCCCGAGCGAGCGCGGGCCCCAUCCUGACAAAGGCAGGAAGCCAGAUGGGGCAGGGGGACGUGACGGGCUGGGUGGGCGGACCUUGCAGUGUGAGGUCACUGCUGUUCUGGAAGCACUAGCUGCCUCCACCGACAGGUGGACACUUGCUCUUUAGGGCGAGGGUGGCCUUGCGCGCAGGCUCCUAACCUGUCCGGGUGGAGAGAGGAGAACAAGGAGAGGCAGGCAGCUCGGUGAGGAAAAUUGAGCCAAUUGCUCGCUGAAACCCCCACAGCCCUCCCUCCAUUGUAUUCAUCUGCCUCUGAGCAAGGCUGUGAGGACAAGGAAGGCACUUUCACGACCUAAGCAGCCUAGUGCUGUGUCUACUCCCUUGACCUGUAGGUGUCGCAGCAACCAGCCUUUGCACAUCGUCCAACGUUACUGUAUCAUAUAUAGCUGCAGAAAUGAGAUGUGUGUUUGUUUAAUUAUUUUGCAUUUUCUUAUCAUUCCUGUGACUCCUGAACUCACACCUCUUCUGGAAACCUGGGUCCCUGUGAGUUCUCAAUACGCUGUCAUCAUUUUCGAGAGUUUCCCCGUUUAUAUUUUCACUAACUUCGGUCAGUGAGUCCCGGAGACUGCUUCCCAUCCGCUGUCGAUUUUACACCUCGAGUUUUUAUCGUCCAGAGUUACUAGCCUUCCUGUGGGACUCAGAGUCUUCAGAAGUUGAUUGUGUAUCUGUUCGAAGGUGACUGUGCAACAGGAAGCACCACUCUCUGAAAUAAACUGUUGGAUGCUUAACGCCACUUCAUUUGCAAAGCGCGGGGAAUAUUAGCGACUGUAUUGGUUGUCUAUGGAUAUAGAAUUGCCUGUCAUGAGGGAGAUGAAUAUUUGUUUUAUUGGGAAAAUUGUUUUGCUGGAAAUUUUCCAGGAGAAACAGUUUUGUGGUCCUUUUCUGAGAGAUCCUUGGCCCCAAUAUCUCAGUUGAAUUGGCCUCGGGUGGAAGUCAGUGUGAGGGGCGCUGUGUAUGAGGAUGCAGCCGAGUGUGUGUCUCAGGCUAGGUUUGCCUUGAGCACUUUAUGACCCAGAACUCUGGAUAAUGUGAAUUUCCUUUCUUAUUUAACUAAAAGAUGCAUUUACUGUAACUCAGUGUCUCAUUUUAAAGAUAGUUCCUCAAACUAGCGAAAUAGGUGAAUUUCCCUUCUUCCUCUUUAAUUUUACAUGUCAAACGUAAACUUUAGUGUGUUUGUACUUUUGAUAAAAUAAUGAACUUCCAUGGAGAAGGAUUUAAAAAUAUUUACAAUAAAUUAUUUUUGCAUCUGCAUUGUCACAUUCACUUUUGCUUCAUAGGUGUUGACUCUCCAGGGUCAUGAUUUGGGCUGGUAUUUUCUUGCAAUAAAUAGAGUUAGAAGUGAUCUUUUCGUUUCCCUCAGAGCAACUUCCUGUUCUGAGUGAGUAA